Messenger RNA from Rubroshorea leprosula, 823 nucleotides. NCBI's taxonomy places the organism in Eukaryota, Viridiplantae, Streptophyta, Magnoliopsida, Malvales, Dipterocarpaceae. The record is from the annotation of a GenBank genome assembly.
AGAGUGAAAGGAGAUUAGUUCUUUUAAGUAAAAUCUAGAGUUUAAAUCUUAUAAAUAAAAAAAUAAACGCAGAUAAAACUUUUUUUAUAGGAUCCAAUAUGAUUCAAUAUGGAUUGAUUUCAUAUUAAUUAGAAUUUAAUAUGAUUAUGAAAUAAAAAAAUUAAUAAAAAAAACUAUUUAGAUAUAAUAAUAAUCUCCUACUCCAAUCAUAAUUACAACUUACAAGAAAGUUAAGACAUAAUAAUGCCAACAUGUGCAUCAUUCAGAUCUUAACUCAAAACAAGCAUCAACCACAGACAACUCGAAGAUUUUAUCACAUAAGGGUUGUUUCUUGGGGUCAGUGGUUUCCGGGUACCCCAUUUUGGGAUAGUCCCGGAGAUCAAACCGCUAGAAACCCUCUUAUGCUCUCGGAUAAGGUGUAUACCUUGAUCCAAAGCAGGAAAACAAAGAAGAGAAGUACCGGAAUCUCGCCGGAGACACUGCCGGGAAUCGCCUUCUCCGAUCUCUCUCUCUCUUGCCACCCUCUUUUCUUUUUGUUUCUGCUAUCUGACUGCGCCCUCUCUCUGCCUAAAAUUUCCUAAUAACAGGAACUAUUUAUACAAGAAUUCCCCAAAACCCUUAAAUUUCCUGAUCUCUCAUCCACACUUAGGAUUAAGACCUUUGGCUGCUGUGGGGCCAUCUGGUUGGAAAAGGAGCACAGAAGAGAGCGAGAAAGGAAGGGAAUUGAUGGACAUUUGCUUUUGGGCAGUGCUUGGAGCGUUCGCCUCUGCUCCGUCCAGCCAACAUAUGCUUUUAAAUGUUAACGUGCCUUAGUUAUAUUUUU